AUGCUUCGCUCCGACUUGAGAUGGGUCACUCUCACCCACGCCCACGAAAUUCCCUACAACAGUCGACCAUUGGUGUUAAGCUUCUACUUGGGUUCUAUCAUCUCGAUCCUUCUCCUAAUUAUUUUUAAUAUGGCCCUGGUUGGCUAUGACACUAAACUGGUUCUGAAGCAAAACCCUAACAAUACACAACACAAUUACUGGUGGACAUGGGACUAUCUUCCAGCCAUCCUAAGGAUGAGAUCUGAUGCGGAGGGUUGUGAGGUAGGCAAAUUGAGCCAGGACGUCACGUUCAAAACGAAUUCGAGCCUACCUCUAUUCCAGUAUCAGUUCAAAAGUAGCUACAUAUUCGAGCGUCCGGGAAACCCCGAUGGUGCUAGUACUGUUACCAAAUUUGCCGAUGGGCCGUAUCAAGCCAAUCCACUGAGCAGCUGCUUUGUCACCGAGAUGGGCCUAUAUCAUGAGCCUUUGUGGCAGAACUUUAAGGCCAUAGCGACAGUCACUUGCGAACCAACCAAUCAACUCCCUCAUUUUUUCAAGUUCACAACGCUAUAUUCUACAAGCGGACUUCCAUACAUGCGCCCCGACUCGACUCUUGAAUAUUUCAUUGUUGAUGUACACCCAGAACAAACAGCCCUCAGUUUCGAACGAUGGUUGGACCAGAGCGCUGACUUUACAGUCGAUAAUACGUCCAGGCUGAACGUACUUGGCGUGUUAGAUGCGUUGGCUGGCGAUUUGACACAAAUAGGUCUACUUAAGUUUGAUAUGUUAAACGACACAGAAAAGAUGGCUGUCCCAGAGAGAGUAUUUUUCGGCUGGGACCUUGCACGAAGGUCUGGAGAAUGCAGAAUCGAUGAUGGCAGCAGACUCGAAUUUUUAAGUUUUAGCCCAUGGCACAUAGAAUUUUCGGAUAUGGCGAACCGAACAAUGAUCAACUUUAUGAUUGCUGUCCGUGACGCCAUCCACCUCGACUUGGGUCACAUUACCCCAGAUAACAUCUACCUCAACAAAACAGCCUUCAAUGCAUAUAUACAUCCCAACCCACACUAUUUGUCUGUGGUUGAGCAAUAUCGGACACGAUUUAUGGGGCUGGAUCCUGAUGCCCUGCCGAUAUGUACCUGGACCCGAGGCUGCCUGCCUCAUCCAAACAUAACCUGGGCUGAGGUGCUCCGAGAAGACGUAGGAAAGCUGCCUUACAACAACAUUAUAUUGCCGAUAGUCGAGGACUCAGCCACGAUAUCCGUAAUCGAUAUGUCUUAUUUGUGCCCCGUACAUAUGCGCAAACCAUGGGGUAGUUUACUUGUUUCGGUUUUCAGCGCAACAUUUUCUAUGUAUGGAACAAUAUACACAAUCUUUUCGUUUAUUGCACCUAGACUGGAUGAUCUAGUAGUAAGCAAGGGCGGAAACGGAGGCUUCCUCGGCCCAUAA
Molecule: messenger RNA, 1425 nt
Organism: Rhizoctonia solani
Lineage: Eukaryota; Fungi; Basidiomycota; Agaricomycetes; Cantharellales; Ceratobasidiaceae
Exons: 6
Coding region: 1-1425 (474 amino acids)
Source: RefSeq, a predicted model, not a curated record